Chlamydomonas reinhardtii is the source of this 11740-nucleotide messenger RNA. RefSeq lists its product as uncharacterized. NCBI's taxonomy places the organism in Eukaryota, Viridiplantae, Chlorophyta, Chlorophyceae, Chlamydomonadales, Chlamydomonadaceae. The transcript has 7 exons. The record is from RefSeq and is a predicted model, not a curated record. Gene Ontology annotation, molecular function: transcription cis-regulatory region binding. Gene Ontology annotation, biological process: regulation of transcription by RNA polymerase II. Gene Ontology annotation, cellular component: nucleus. Bases 477 to 11093 code for a protein of 3538 amino acids.
CUUCAAGACGACGACCUAUUAAUAGGCCGUCAUACCGAGUGCCGCUCCAAAGAGUUGUAUGCUGCGUUCGUCUGCGCUGGACGCGGAAACGCCCACCAACCGCUGACACACACCCGACCGAACCGUCGUAAAACAUCAUCGGCAAGUCCGCAUUUUGGAGCGCGGACUCACUAUGCGAACAUAUGUUGUUUCCUUGUAUCAUGACAAGCUUAGGAGGUCAGUCGGGCCAUAUGUUCUGCUCGCGAACGCUUCUUCCCGCUCGUCCAGCCGCGUUCUUAGACGUCGCCCCUGAAACACAUUCACUCUGACUUGCGGCCUCACUCAAAUCAGUGAAAUGUAUGCCGCAUUCACGCUUGCCGCAUCCUGACUUCGUUCACGCCCUGGUUCCUCAGGAAAACACCAGGCUUCUAAUGCUCGGGAACAAUAUCAUGGAUAAGCAUGAACACAGUCCUUGAGGGACACCUUAGGGAGUGGAAAUGGAGCAGGAGGCGAGGUUGCGCGGUGCGACUGUGUUGGUGGCAGUAGAAGAGGGCACCGCGCUUCCAGAACUCUUGGGCGAAUUGGCAAGCGGUGGCCUUCUUGCAACAUAUGCAGUCGUUUCUGGUAACAGCUUAGCUGGUUGUGCGCUCCCCAGCGACCAGAGGGUCGCACGUGGCGACUGGAAGCUACUGCGCCUCGCGCGCAGCGGCGGUGCAGCGCCCAAUGGCGAGCAGCCAGCACCCCCAGGCCGCGGCCAAUGGGAGGCCACGUUGUUGCCGCUGACAGGCUCGACUGACGGCAAGGGCGCUGCUGCGCAAACGCGGCGCUUUGACUUCUGCUGCAUCCUGGUCCGCAACCCGCACACAGCUGCCGGCGGCGUGGCGAGCGCGGGCGGUCUGGAACCGAGCCCCAGCGGCAACGGCGCUGGCGUGCUUGCGGCCGCUGCGGCGCUGCCACUCGUCCUUCCGCUGCCUGCGUUGACACCCGCCGCCCUGGCAGCGGGGCGGCGAGUAGUGGUGGUAGGGGACGGUGCGGAGGCUGUGGAUGCGGCGGAGGCUCUGGCGCUGCUGUGCGGCGGCGACCGGGUGCAGCUGGUGCUCGCGCCGCCGCCGCCGCCAGCAGCACCAGCAUCAGCAGCGCCAACUGGUCAGGUGCCUGGGGCUGGCACCGACAGCGGCAGCGGCAGCAGCACAUCGGUCUCGGCUGGAAGUAGCAGCAGCAGCGGCGCGACAGCAAAUGCAGCGGCAGCGGCCUCCUCGUCUUGGGGGAGUGCCGCCUCAGCUUCGGUGGCAAGUACGCUGGCCGGCGGCGGCUGUAGCAAUGCUGCUGAUGCCGCGGCCCCUGACGCACCCCACGGCGAGGGCAGUAGCAGCAUCAGCUCACCAGCCGUGCCGCCGCCGCAAGCCGCGAGUGCGCUGCCGCCGCCCGCCGGCGGCGAAGUGAUGAAGGCGGCGGCGACCACCAUGACAGCAAUGGUGGUGCCUGGGGAUUACCUCCUGGAGUCGGCACGGCGGCGUGCGCUGGCGGCGGCGCUGCAGCCGCACCACAGCGUCCCCAUGCCCGGUGCCCUCAACCGCGCGCUUCUGGCCCCCACCAAGAAGCGGUUCUGGGCGCUGGUGAAAGACAAGGUGGCGGCCGUGGCAGCCAAUGCGGCCGCCGUGGCAACGCCGGGGCGGCGGCCGCCGCCUUCUCCGCGGUUGAGCGCUGCUGGCGGCAGCGCUGCUGCUGCUUCAGGCACGGGUGCGGCCGCCAGUAGCGCUGCUGUCGGUGGUGGCGGCGGCGGUGGUGAGCUGCGGAGGACACCCACCAGCACUAGCCGCCGCCGUCCUGCGCUGGCGCUCCGCAUUGUCACCUCGGCCAGUCCGGGCGACCACAGCAGCGCCCUGCUGCUACCGCCUGUGCCGCCAGCACCAGGCCCGACGGGUCCCGCCGCCGCCGCCGCCGCCUACUCGCCCGGCCGCCUGUCCCCUGCAGCAGCAGGCGGCAGCCCUGCCACAGCAGCGGCGGCAUCUCCAGCAGCCGGCGGGCCCCUGUCCGUGUCCAUGUACACAGGCACACCUCGCGCCGCCGCCGCUGGCGCCGCCGUCCCGCUGCCAUCUCCGCUCACGCUCGCGGCCGCCGCCGCCGCCGCCGCCGCCGCGUUGGGCCAGCCGCCCUUGGUGGCACCGGCCGCCGCUGCGGCUGCGGCUGCGGCUGCGGCAGCCGGGAGCUUUGGGACUGCAGACAGGGCUGAAGCGACUGCGACUACGACUGGGGCCGCGGCCGCAGCAGCGGCAGCAGCUGCUGGGGUUACCUCCGCAAGCAACAGCCCUCACCACGUGGCGCCCCGGCGCACGUCGGCGCCGGGGUCCCUGCUCGCGCAGGCCGCGUUUGGUCGCCAGGCAUCCGACAGGUCACAGCAACAGCAACAGCAACAGCAACAGCAGCUGCUGCCACAAUGGGUUGGCUUGCCUGCCCGGGCACCCACCAACCCCACCACACCUGCUGUAGCAGCUGGAGUGGGCGUCAGCAGUAGCAGCAGCAGCCCCCGCCCGCGUGGCGGACCCAGUGAACCGGGUUUCACAGCAGCAUCUCCGACCUUUGGCAGCAGCAGCAGUGCGGCGGCCGCCGGCUUCCUGGAUCCAAGUUCCACGCUGGUGGCGUGGGCGCCCAGCGCCAUGGAUCCACGGGUGAUGCCGUAUCUGGAUUCAGAUCUGAGGCGGCGGCUGCUGGGGUUCCCGGAGCUGCCGGAAACUGCUUCUCCCUCGCCGCGGUCGGGCAUGGGUGCGGCCGGCGCUCAGCAGGUGGUUGAUGAGUCCGUGGCGGCUGCGCUGGCGGCGGCUGCCGGCUGGGGGCCGCGGCUGCUGCUGUACCGGGGACUGCUACAUCCCGACCUGCCCGGACUGGUGGUGCUGGGACACGAGGUACACGCAGGCAGCAGCCCACGGGUGCUGCAGCUGCAGCAGGCCUGGGCGGUGCGGCACCUGCAAGCGCUGGCCCGGGCAAAUGGCGGCGGCAGUAGCACCACACACACCACCGCCAUCACCUCCACUGGCAGUAGCACUCUCAGCGGCAGAAGCGGCAGUACGCAGUUGCGGCCGUUCCUGCCGCCAGCUACAGCCAUGCGUGCUGAGCUGGAGCUGCAGCGGGUGUGGCGGCGUGCCGCCCUGUCGUGUCACUUCAUGUCAACGAACGGAUCCCUCGCACGCAAGGCAGAGGCGGCGUACCUCACACAGCUAGAGUCCGACCUACGAGGUCCGCAGCUGUUACUGCCGCCCAAGCCGGGAGGAGACAGCGUUGCCGGCGGGCUGCUGGGUGCGGCUGGCGAUGAUGGCGGUGGCCUGCCGGCGUCGGCUGUAGCAGGCAAGACACAGGCAGGGGUGGCGGCGGCAGCGCAGGGCGCACUGCUGAGAGGCGGGCUGGGUGGGGCGGAGGAAGGGCGCCACUCAGCGCCUGCGCCGCAAGCGCGGAGGGCCGAGGUCGCUGCUACAGCCGCCCACACCAGCUCCACGUCUGGAGUGAUCGCGAGUGCUGUGGCGGCUGGGGCACUGCCGGGCGCACAGCAGCAGCAGCAGCAGCAGCAGCAGCAGCAGGAGCAGCAGCAGCAGGAGCUGCCCCCACCAGAUCUGCGCGUGUCAGGCAACGGGGCGGCGAGCGCUGCAAAUGCAGACACGGCUGCUGCCGGCACCGGCGCGGCUGCCGAGGCCACUCAGCCAGCAGCGGUAGCAGCAGUGACGCCCGACAGUUUAGCCCAAAGUGAGGCAGGGCCAGAGCACGGCCCAGAGCUGGCGGCAGCAGCCGGUGCGGCAGCAGCUGCAGCAAGCACAGCGCAGCUGCAGCGGCAGCAGGCACCUCCGCUGCAGCUGCCCUGCGUCGCGACAUGGCUACCGCAACCGGCCGCCGCGGUGGCGGCGGCAGCAGCAGGAUCGGCCACGGAAGCCACCGGUCGUGACGGCAAGCCUGCCAGGUCAAGUGACGACGACGGGGGUCUGGCGGAUGCCUUGCUACUGCCCACACCACCAUCACUGGAGGUCGUGGCGGCUACCUCGCCGAGUGGCAGUAGCAGCAGGGCCGUGCCGAUCCCUUGCGGCCCUCGGUCUGCUACAGCCUCGCCCCGGGCCACCCCCAGCCCUCCAUUCCGCGGUGCCGCAGCCAUGCUAUCGUCGUCCCCGCACGGGCCGUCGCCCCUGCGGCCCGCCAACUCCGCGGUGCCGCUCGCACGCUACAGCGGCAGCCCGAGCCACACCCCGCCCCGCCGCUCCAGUGCCGCCGGCAGCUUCGGCCGUGUCAGCGGCUCGGGCUUGCUUCCUGGAUAUCUCCACGUCAACGGCGACGGCGAGGGCAUGAGGUUCCGCCGCAGCGGCAGCGGCGUGGCGGCGGCGGUGGCGGCGGCGGCGGCGGCAGCGGCGACCGCCAGCGUUGUUGCAGCGGCUGCCACUGCCGUGGCGGAGACCGCCGACAGUCAGUUCUCUCGCCAGUCGCUGUCUUGGUAUGAGCAGGAAGCGGAGCUAGAGGCAGCUGAGAGGAGGGAGCGGGACGCGGAGAAGGCUUCAGCAGCUGCCGCAGCCGCAGGCGCCACGGGCGGUGCUGCUGCCACACUGGAUGCAUCGCCCGAGGCUGCGGCGUCCAUGGCAGGCGCGCGGCCGUACGGCGGCAGCAGUGGCAGUGGCUGGGGCGGCGACGGCAGCCGACUCGGGUUUGUUGUCAUCACCCCGGCAGCAGCUGCAGCAGGGCCCCCGCCGGCCGUGGCCUCGGCACCCUCGCCAUCCGUGCUGCUGGGCGGUCUGCUGGCUGCAGGCGGCCCCGCGGCCCUCGGGACUGGCGGAGGCAAUGGAUCUGCUGGAGCCGCUGGGGCCGUCGGCGGCGGCAGUACGGCAAGCGGCAACGACAGCAGCGGAAGAGCCGCGGCCUCUGGGCUGCUGUGUGUGCCGAGCCCGCCAUGUGGCGGCGUGGCACAGCUUGCGGCGGCGUUGGAUGCGGCCGCGGCGGCGGCGGCGGCGGCGGCGGCCGGCAGCAGCGGCGGCGGCGGCAGCGCCCCCGCGGGUGGCGGGGCCGGUUGCGGCGGCACCGGCGGCAUCAGCGUUGUGGGCCUGAGCAGCAGCUUGGGGUUUGGCCUAGGGGCUGCUGGUGGAUUCACCAAGACGGCCUCGGGUCGGUUGCCUGGCGCCGGCGCGCCUACGCUGCCGUGUGUGCUGGAGGCGGCGGAGCCCAGUGGUGGCAGCGGCACAGUCAGCAGCUUCGAGGCCGCGGCGGCGGCGGCACUGGUGACGCAGUGGCAACGGGCUGCUGACGGCGGCGGCGCGGGAAGCGCCGCUGGGGAUCGUAGAGGUGUCGGCGACGGUGAAGGAAGCAUGAUGCUUACUGAGUGCACUUCGUCCCCCCUUUUGGGGGUGAGCACGAUGGGUCCAGGCCGUGGCACUGCAGGGGAGUCGGGGGACGCAGCCGGCCGCAGAAGCGUGCGGCGCCGGCACUCCCUGUCGGGGGCGCUAAGGCGGCUGACGGCUCUGCAGAUAAGCGGCGGGCUGGGCGGGAUGCGUGGGAGCAGCAGCAGUAAGGGCCUGCUGGCCUCGGACGCAAGCGGCGGUGGCGCGGCGUCGCCGCCGCUCAGUGCAAAGGUGCCGAGAUCAGGAGGAGUUGGCGCCGGUAGGCUGCUGGAUGGUUGCAGCCUUGGAUAUGCGGGCGUGUCCUCAGCAGGCGCGGCCGGCGUUGGCGUCGCUGCGGGGGGAGGCGGGGUUGCAGCCGCAACGGACAGCGCUGACAGCUCCGGCGGCGCCGUUGACGUGAUGGCGUCGCAGAUUGCGGCCCUGCGUGCCCAUCUGCUCAACCCCGCAGCCUUCCCCUUCCCCGACGUAAGCUUGCGUCAGCACCGCGACGCCGGUGCGGCAGACCCAGCAGGCUUCGGCGCCACACGCGCCACCACCGGCGGUCUGGCUGGCAGCCCCAGUGCGCCCGCCGCCGCCGCCGCCGCCGCCGCCGCCGCCGCCGCCGCCGCCGCCGCCUCGUCGAGCGGCGCUGCCAGCAGCCCCUCCAGCCCGGCGGCCGCAGCCGCCAUGGGUCGGCAGACCUUGCAGAAGCCGCCGCUACCGCCGACUGCCUUCUCUCCUCGCAUGUCCAUGGAGAGUGCCCGCGCUCCGGGGCCUGGCGGCAGCGGCGCCCAGGCGAGCCGGUUUGCCGUAGCGGCCGCAGCACUGGCGAGCGCGAGCAUGGCGAGCCUGCCUGCACCGGAUGCGGCUUCGGCGGCUGCGUCUGUUGCUGUAGUUGGGGCUGUGGUUGCGCCGGCGGCGGGUCUUGUUGAGGGAGCUGCCAACAGCGGUCGUGUGGCAAGGCAAUACCAGCAGAUGCAACAGCCGCCGGCCUGGCCGCCUGCUGCGGCGGCAGGUGUUCCCCAAAAACGCACGGGGGAGCACGGCGGCGACGUGUUUGCUGCAGCCGCUGCGGCUCGCAACCGCCGCCCCCUGACACGGGCAGCUAGUGAUAAGGGCUGUGGCAUGGGCAGGUUCGCGGCAACCGUUGUGCCAGCCCCUGCCGCCGCUGCUGCCACCACCGGCGUUGGCAGCCACACAGCGGCAAGCGCCGACGGUUACCUGCCCCAAGCGCAUGCAACGGUGGCGCCCGCCCCGGCUGGUGUAACUGCCACGUGUGGACGCCGGUCGUACGGCAAUGCAUUGCCAACCGCCCCAACCGCCACCGCGAGCGACCGCAUCCCGCUGAGCAAGGUCGUCAAGCAAGCCUCCUGGGGCGACUUCCGCAAUAACCAGCAACGGGCGUCGUCGGGAGGAGGUGUGGUGCGGGCGCUUGCUGCUGACGGCACCACUGCCGCAACCACCAUUAACGGAAUGCCGGCGCCACCGCAUCGCGGUCUGUCGUCGGGUCUCGGCAGCGCCCCUCCCUCAGUGGGCGCCGCCGCUGCCUCGCCGCCCGCCAAUCCCGGCGCUGCCUCCCGCAUCGCCAUCCGAAAUGCCAUGGCGGCCACGGCAUUUUUGCAGCGGUCGCAGCCACUGGCGUUUGGCUGGGCGGUGCCCCCGGCUGCUGGCUCGCCGGAAGCGCUGCUGAUGGCGGAGGCAGGCAGCGGCCGUGGCCCCAACACCAGCGGCCCAGACAGCGGCUCUGCGGCAGACGGUGCGGCCGCAGAGCCGUCGCAGCAGCGCCGCAGCAGCGACCGCCGCCACACAGGCGCACCGCCUCGCUUGCCCCCGGCCUACGCGGCAGCGGCAGCAGAUGCUGAGACGGUGGGGGCGACGGCAGCGGGGGCGCCGCCGCCUGGGCCGUCCAGCCAUGCAACCGGUUUUCGUCGGAUUGAGUCAGACGGCAGUUUGAACACAACUGCAACUGUGGCGGCGUCUUUUAACACCGCCGCCUUCCAAUCGGGCGGUCCGUGGUCCGCCAAUGCUGGCUUGGCUACAGCCGCAGCUCGGCAGCCCGAAAUGGCAGUAGCAGCGGGCGGAGAGCCGUGGGAGCAAGUGGCUGCUGUUCGGACCUCCCUGCUGACACAGCGCAGGGCUCCAACAGCCUUCGGCCCCAGCAGCGCAUCAGCUAUACGCCAGCCGCAGCAGCACUCCCCACAGCACCCGCUGCCGCCAUUGCCACAGCCACCCGCAUCGGCGGGCGCGGGCGCCGUCAACGGCCUCAUGAUGCACUCCUUGCCCCUGCCCAGCCGGAUGGAUGGACCCGACACAGGCACCUCGCUUGACAUAUGUGCCCACACCGACGGAGUCCACGCCACCAGUAUCAGCGGCGUUGUGGUGGGCGCCGAUGUCAGCGCCAGCGGCGGGCUGCUGGCAACGGACCUGCUGAGCCAGUCAGGCGGCGCCUGGGGCCGCGGCAACGUGACCAGCAGCGGCGCCGCCACAGGCAGCAGUGCACAGCGGCUGAGCGCCCAUGGCGACACAAGCAACGGCAGCGCUAGCCACAGCAACAGUGGCAGCGGCAUGCGUCACGGCAUAGGCGCCGCGCUAGCCCGAGCCGGCUCCACGUGCCGCCGCCGGUCGCAGCAGAAAGACACGACUGCCGACCAACCGCUGCAACCGCAACCGCAACCGCAACCGCAACCGCAACCGCAGCCCUUGUCAUCACCGCCAGUGACCGACCGCGCGCCAGACCGUGCACACGCCGACAGGGCAUCGCAGCUGCCAAACACAAUGGCAACCGUGCCAGGCGCCAGCCCUCCCCCGGGCCGCAUGAGCAUGCCCGGCGGCUUCCCGCCGCCGCCCUUCGUACUGCCCAACGCCGCCCGCAUGCCGCCCGCCUACCACGAGAGCUACCGGUCGCUGCUACCGCCGAGUGGUGCGAUGGCGGGCACCAUCGCGGCGUCAGCUGGCGGCAGUAGCGCCUGCGGCGGCGCCAGCAGCUGCAGCGGCGCCGCCCUGCCCCGCGGCAGCGUUCUGGUGGGCGCCGCGGCCGGUGGCCUUGUAUUGGCCUCGCCUAGGUCCCUCCGUCGUCAAUUGACUCCAGAGCAACGCAGCAAUACCCAUGCUGGCAUGUUCGCCGGCAGCGGCAUCGCUGGCGCCGGCGGCACGAGCCGGUGCAGCGACCGAGGUCUGGGUAGCCUGUUGGGCGCGGCGGCGGAGGCAGCCGUUAUGUCUUAUCGAGAACAGAAGGCCGCGGCGGUGGCGGCCGCCGCUGCUGCCGCCACGUCCAGCAUGCCAGGCUCUCCGAUGGUGCUCGGGGGCCCGGGUAGCGGCGGCGUCACGUUGGGUCUGCUGGGCACAUCACCCGGCUCAGCUCGUUCCAGCUAUUUGGGCUCAGUCGGCGGCGCCGCACAUGCCGCGCUGCUGGCCCGCGGUGGCUCCGCCCGCCACUUGCCCACCACCACGGUCACGGGGGGUGGCAAUGGCGGCAGCGCACUUGUUGGUGCCGGCACCUGCAAUGGUGUGGCCGGGGGAUACGACCGCGGUGGGACCGCGUCGGGAACUGCCUCGCCGUCGCCGUCGCCGUUGCGGCUCGGCGGCUCGACCCGCGGCGGCGGUGCCGGCCGCCAACCAGUGCGCGUGUCGUCGCUGCUGCGUCGUGGCGGCUCCACACGCAAUGAAAGCCCAGCGUCAGAAGCGCGCGACGCGUCGCCCGGGCCGCAGGGGCGGUCGGGUGUUGGGCUGUCGCUGCUGCGGCGGGGCGGCUCGGGGCGAGACGUCAGCGGCAGCAGUCCCGGCGACUCGCCUGUGGUGGGCGCUCAGGGCGGCGGCGCCAGCAGCCGUUUAGGCGCCGGCGCGGGUCCCUCCUUUUUCCUGCGACGGGGCGGCAGCGGCCGGGACAUGACGGGAUCGGUGGCGGCUAGCAGCGCCGCCGGCAGUGCGAGCGUCUCGGCCAGCGGCGGUGCAGUGCCGGCGGCGGAAGACGGCGCGGCGCUUGGCGGCGGCGUCGCCAACGGCCUGAUCAAGCUGUGGAGUCGCCUGUCUUCGCUAAAGCGGGCCGAGCCAUCAGGCCCGGCGUCCGCCUCGUAUCACCGCCACCCGCCGUCGGGUCUGCAGUCACCGGCGCAGUUGCACUCAGCAACAGCCGGAGCGGCCACCGCUGCUGCGAGUGUGGACGGUGAUUACCACUACGCCGCGGAAGCGCGGGGCGCCUGUGGUGCCGAGGGCUUCGAAGCCGGCGACGGCGAUGAUGGGGAUCCCGAUGAGGACACGCUGGGGCUACUGGGCCCCUUUGCAGACCGAGCCACAGGCGGCAUUGGUGCUGGCAUCGGCGGCGGCGACGUCUUUGCCGGCGGCGCCAAUGGCAUUGGCGGCGCGGCGCUGCCGGACAUCCUGAUGCUGUCCGCCGGCGGCACCGAGGGCGGCGGCGGCGGCGGCGGCGGCGGCGUCAGCCUCAGCGGCCUGCUGCCACCAGCUGGCGACCUUGCGGCGGCGUCAACGGCGGCUUCAGCGGCAGGCGCGCGGCGCACGACACCCGGCGGCGGCGGCGGCAGUCGCUCCCACAUGUCUGCAUCCCUGGCGCUGCUGGACGAGCAGCCGGAGGGCGGCCCUGGCCCGGGCACUCUCAGCGGCGCGGGUGCGCUGGCGACGCUUGACGGCGGCAGCACCAUGGACGGCGGCGGCGGCGUAACGGCGUAUCGGCAAAUGCCGCGGCCCUCGGACCCGUCAAGCAGCCGCCAGCGCCCCAGCCGCCGCAGCCCUUCCUCCUCCCGACUGGGCUGCGUGUCUGUGGCCAACGGCGGCGCCGCCGCCGUCAGCGGCGCCGCCGGCGGGCUCCUGGUCGGCGCCGCCGGGCCCUUCAUCAGCAUGCUGGACGACCGCCCCACGGGGGCCUCCAUGGACGAAGCCAUUUGGGCCGCAGCCUCUCCUCGCGCCAGCGCCAGCGCCACCGGGGGCUUGACGUCGACGGCGGCGACACUACUGGCGAAUGAGACCGCGUUCGCGGCGGCGGCGGCGGCGGCCGCGGUGGCGAGCGGGUCGGGUCCGGCCGGGGCGCCACCGCCGCCGCUUUCCCUGGCUGCGGUGGCGGAGGCGGAGGCGGAGGCGCGGGCGGAGGUGCUGCUCACGUCGCCGUCAUCUGACCGGAGGAGCCCCGCCUGGAUGGUGAAACGCAUCAGUCAGGCCAAGCAGGACCGCAUGGUCGGCGAGGUGAGUGCUUGGCUGCGCGAGGCGCUGCAUUUCAACCGCGGUGGCGUUGGCGGCGGUGGCAGCGGCGUCCACAGCUCCACGGCUCCAGCAGGACACCUGCCGUCAGGCUCACCCGCCGGCGGCGGCAUCGCCGCACGUCUGACCCAUUACCCCUACCACCGCGCCUCGGAGAACCUUCCGCCCGCAUCUCCCGCGGGUUCCGGAUUUGGCACGCCGCCGCGCGCCGUGGACGUGCUGGGUGCGUACCGCCGCGGCACCAGCUGCUACGGCGUCGGCGGCGGCGCUUAUGGCAGCUCGUACGGCAGUUCGUACGGCUUGGCCGCAGGCAGCGUCGGCUACGGAAGUACGACAGCGGCGGUUGUGGGCAGUACGGACAUUGAUCCCGCGUAUGCUUUGGGCGGCGGCGGGCUGCGCCGCGCGGCGGUCGCAAGCCGUCCGAAGUACCGAGACCAGGAGGGCUAUCGGCCGUACGGGGAGGGCGGGGAGGACGUGUGGGCGGCUGCGGGGAGUGGCGAUGUGGCGUUUGCGGAGGUUUGCGGCUACCGGCACUCAGCGCCCGGGCGCAGGUUGGCAGGUUGAUGCAAGGGUUGAUUUGGAGUAGUAGUACACCGCCGGUCCAGGCGUGGCAGGUUUGUAGCACUGUUUCGGUGGGUACUAUAGAACAACAUAUGUUGCACUUGCGUUGCGCUGGAAGGUGCACGCCAGGUUGGUAUGUAUGGCUGACUACGAGUAUGUGUCUGUCGCUGUAAUUGCUGUUUCACGGCGUUGAAUCUUUUAGUACGUGGUGCUUGGUCACUGCUGUCCUGCGCCCUGCAAUCUGGGUCUGUGCAACUGUGCGAGUGUGCGACCUCGAUGAUGGGCGCCCCUGACCGGUUGCACUGAAAGUGUGGGUCAGGGAGUCUUUCCUUGAGAUGCAAACCACUUCUUUGUCUGCUGAAGCGCGCUAGGCCCUGCGUACGGUAGCGCAGCUCUCAUGGUGCAGGUCCUGGGUCGGUACCCGUUGGUAGAAUCCCAUUGCUGCAGCGGAUGAAAGUCACGGUACCACAGGCACGAGCGGGUGCUGCCGAGCACUGCCGCGUGUGUGGACAGCACGAUCAUACGCUGCGGCAGCGCAGGUGCGUCGAACCUUUGAAGGGCUUCGAGUGAUUGCCACGGAAUGGAGGUAGUGAGAACUACCAGGUUGGCGUGCGAAGGAGCUUCAAGUGCCCUGAAAUGCGACGAACAUA